CUUGUGCUUUGUUCCCCUCGUGCCUGAUGAUCUACAUCUUAUGGUGCUGUAACGCUUCUAUUGAUGUUUGGGAAAACCAGGAGAAUUGAGCUGGACGGCAAUGGCGGGGCAAGGUUUACCUUCAGAAGUGCUGAACGCUGAGCGCGUCCAGGCAUUUGAAGACUGGCUAAAAAGCAGCAAAAUCAAUCUAAGACAAGUGAACGGUCAAAGAAAAUACGGAGGACCACCUGAAGUGUGGGUUGGUCCCGUCCCAGGACCUCACUGUGAGAUCUUCAUCAGCCAGAUCCCACGGGACACCUAUGAGGACAUUCUGAUCCCUCUCUUCAGCUCGGUGGGGCCCCUGUGGGAGUUCCGGCUAAUGAUGAAUUUCAGCGGUCAGAACAGGGGCUUUGCCUAUGCGAAAUACAGCACAGCAGCCGUAGCAGCUAACGCCAUCCGCCUGCUGCACGGCUACAAGCUGGAGCCUGGCUGCCACCUCAGCGUCCGCCGCAGCACCGAGAAGAGGCAUCUUUGUAUCGAAGACCUGCCGGUCGCCACCCAGCAGGAGGGCCUGCUGCAGGUGCUGCGGAACAUGACCGGAGGAGUGGAGAGAGUUUCUUUAAAAACAGGACCUGGUGUGGUUGGGGUGUCAGCCAUCGUGGAAUACUCGUCCCACCAUGCUGCAUCGAUGGCAAAGAAGGUUCUGUUGGAAGAGUUCAAGAAGUCGUUUUCAUUGGAGGUGUCCAUCAGGUGGAUGUCAAUGGAGAAGACAUACCCAGAAAAGCAGCAGGGUCUGCAGAACAGUCGACAGAACCUGCUGCCUCGAGUGUUCUCCCAGGCCUCAGCCCUGCCUCUGUCUGUGUGUCCCCCUCCCCCGGGGUUCAGCAGAGUGGUGGGAGGACCUGCAGCCCUCCGAACCCUCCACCCUCCUCCUUCCAGCCACUUUUGGAGUUUCUGAUGCUCUUGCAGAAAAUGUGUGAAGAACUUGGUUUGACCUUCUGUUGGGACACGUUUCGUUUUUUUACAGCCAAAGUUUUUAAUAGUUUGUAUGUAGUUUAGUGUGCAUGUUUUGGUUUUAUAAUAGGUUUGGAGUUCCUCAUUUU
Messenger RNA from Austrofundulus limnaeus, 1082 nucleotides. It is a transcript of the gene dnd1, whose product is annotated as DND microRNA-mediated repression inhibitor 1. Lineage: Eukaryota; Metazoa; Chordata; Actinopteri; Cyprinodontiformes; Rivulidae. The transcript is spliced from 6 exons. The coding region runs from base 101 to 937 and encodes 278 amino acids. Gene Ontology annotation, molecular function: RNA binding. The record is from RefSeq and is a predicted model, not a curated record.